This is a messenger RNA of Toxoplasma gondii ME49, 1527 nucleotides long. RefSeq names its product aspartyl protease. The record is from RefSeq and is a predicted model, not a curated record. Bases 1 to 1329 code for a protein of 442 amino acids. The transcript has 17 exons. Lineage: Eukaryota; Apicomplexa; Conoidasida; Eucoccidiorida; Sarcocystidae. Gene Ontology annotation, molecular function: aspartic-type endopeptidase activity. Gene Ontology annotation, biological process: proteolysis.
AUGAAAGUCUGGCAGCUUACAGUUCUCGCGUCGCUGUGGGGUACAGCGCUGCACUCAACGGCGGCGAAGAUCCAACACAGCAACGUCUCUAUACCUUUGUCCAAAAUAGACACUAUCUAUGAGAAAGAGCAUGUCAAGCAGCUUCACCAGCUGCGAAAGAUGGCUAAUCGAAUGAAAACGAUACCUGAGUUCCUUCAACUUAGGCAGCACCCGCUAUCGUCGGUGUCGGAGAUUCCGUUACACGACCAAGUUAUUGCGUCAAAAAAACUAGCCACUUACUAUGGAGAAAUAAGUAUAGGAAGUGAACCUGAGAGGGCAUUCAAAGUUCUGUUCGACACUGGAUCGUGCGAGUUCUGGGUGCCAGAUGAGACCUGUCUGUCCAUGCAGUGCAUUGGUCACACGAAGUAUAGGAGAAGCGCAUCAUUUCAGCCGAGGUUUAAUCAAAACGGCAAGCCAAGCCUCAUGAAUGUCGUGUACCUGAGUGGCACACUCCAAGGCUACGACGGCUACGACACGGUGCACCUCGGCAAUGGCAUUUCUGUACCGCAUACGAACAUUGGGUUCGGCACGCUGGUGGACAUUCCUCUACUGAGAGAUCUUGCCUGGGAUGGCAUCGUUGGUCUUGGAUUCAAGAACCACGAGAUCUCCAGUAGGGGAGUAGUUCCGUUCCUUGACCAUAUCGUCCAAACGAAGGCCCUAGAAUCCAAACAUCUUGGGAACCAGUUUGCUUACUACCUCAACGCGGACGGCGGUUCCAUGACUUUUGGUGGCGCUGACUUGUCAAAGAAAGAAUACCCCACGGAGGAAUUCAGUUGGAUUCCUGUGGACCCUUCAGACAGUUACUGGACAGUUAAAGUUAUCGGUGUUCAUAAAGAACCCCGAUCCACCAGCUCGCUUGCCACUGUGACGAAACAGCUAGAAAACGGGCAAACCGCAGUAACUCAAACGGAUGGGAAAAAGUCGAUUGUUGACACCGGCACCUACCUCAUAUACGCGCCUGCAACCGUUAUGGAGAAUGAGCUCAGUGACAUCUCAGUUUCUUCCUGCGACGACAAAAAGAGACUUCCUGAUUUGAUUCUGCAGUUCCUGGGUAAUCCGCAGCAUGGAGGUGAUUCUGUAGUAGAGGUGCGACUGAGCCCGGACGACUACGUCCUUGAAUUCCUUGAAGAUGAUGGAAGCCGCGAGUGUAUGCUUGGCAUAGCUAUGGAUGACGCUGCAGAAGAAGAUGCACUCGACGGCUGGACACUAGGACAGGUAUUCCUCCGCUGUUACUAUACAGUUUUCGAUAGAGACAACUUGCAAAUUGGAUUUGCUCGGGCCAAACACUGAGAAAUGGUGCUUUCUUCACCAUGUUCGCAACAUUGUACGUGAGUCGCGUAGUGAUCCCACGUGGUGCAGUGAACAAAUUGGUAUCAAUGAGUUGGCGCUCCACAUGAUUGCAACUCGUCUUCGAAAGUUACUACCGCUACGAAGUGAUCACUGCAUGACGUGACUCGGGAAGCAACCCUUAGAUGCUCUCCAGGUAUC